GGGAGAGCCUCCCAAUGUUCUUUCCACGUCUGCGGCGAAAAACCUAACGAUUUAAGAAGUAGAAGAAGAAGAAGUCUUUCAGCUUCAAACUUCAGUUUUCAAGGUUUUGGUUCCUUUUGCGUAGAAUGAUGAGUGAGGGCAGUAAAGCCAUUAAAACGUGUUCAAUCCCAUCAUCCUCGUCUCGUUUGUCUCCUUUGGCUCGUCCAUUCACCAUCAGUAACCCUUUCAAUCGCCGUGAAUCUUUUGACCCUUUACUUGGCUCUGCCCCUUCGUCUACCUCCACUCUUGAUCAACCCUUCCCCUACCUGAAUUUGGGUGAUCAAAGUCACCGUGGCUACUAUGCCUAUCAGUCCGACUCUACGGCAAUUACUGCUUUCCCUUUUGUUAAUGACCUUGACUUUGAAUUCAAUUCUUGUUUCACAAGCCACCCGUCGGAGGAUCCUCCAGUUCAAACCAAUUUCACUCCUAUUUCCUCAAGCUUAAGCAAGGUUGGCCUCGAGAGUGAAAUUCAGGGAACUUCUACAAAUCAACAAUGGCUACGAGAAGUUCCUCGCACAAACGAUCAGAUUGCAACUGGUGUUUCCUUGUCCUGCAAUAACCCGCUUGAGCAAGGUACUGCUAUUGAAGGAUCAAAACUUGUUAGUAAAACACCUUCUGUUUUGCAUGAAAAAGACUGUGUGGUCGUUGGAAAAGAUAAUCGAAUUAGACCAGUAGAUGAGGAUAAAUUACAUGCUGGAAUCUGUGUUUUUCGACUGGCUAAUUCCGAAGUAAAUUUGUUGAACAAAUGUAUGACAAAAUCAUUUCUGAUAUCAUCAGAUUUGCCCUUUUCUCCAAGACCUCAAGAUAACCAAAGUAAACUGUCAUACUCAGUGCCAUUACCGACUUUGAGUCAUUGUGAUUCAGCUAUUAUUAACAACAAGAUUUGCUUUCCACAUCUUGCUUCUUGUGCACCUGAAACUCUGGUUUCAUCUGAGCCAAAGUGUAUAUCUUGUUCAGCUCAAACUUUCAAACCAUCAGGUGCUAGUUACAAUGCUACAAUUGUUAAUCCUGUUCCAUUAGAGAAUGUGCCUUAUGGUGGCACUUAUACAGUUAGCAACAUGGAUUCCUAUUCUGGGAAUGUUGUACCUGGCAUGUUUGGUAGUCAUAUAGUGCGGAGUCCUCUAGACAAGGUGGCUUGCCAAGACCUAAUCCUAACAAAAAAAGGUGAAAAGAUAGAACUUGUUGAACCUGUCCACAAUGAGACUAAAAUCCCUUGCAUUAUGGCAAAAUCCAAGCUUCAAAUUGCUUGUCCCACUGAUCAUGGAGACUUGAGUGUAGAACAACAUGGUGUGAAAGCCGGUAUACCUGAUGAUAAAUGGUCUACCAACAGUGAUGAUUCUGAUGUAGAUUCACCUUGCUGGAAAGGAACCCAGGUUUAUAAAUCUUCACUUAGAGAUUCAGUCCCUGUCAAUUCGGAAGAUUGUAAUGGUCAAUCUUCAUCCAGAGAGUCGGUGUGUCUGAAAUUAGAACAUUCUAAGAAUGAAAAAGUGGCUCGUAACAGUUUGAAUCCUCUAGCACCUGUGUUUAUUCCUGGAAAUUCUAAACAAAAAGUUGAUUACCAUCAGAAGAAAUGUCAUGGAGAUGGCUUUUCCUAUAUUGAGAAUGUUGGGGCUUUAGCUGUUAUUUGUUCGUCAAGGGAAGAAGGAUCAAGGGGUUCUGAUAAAGAGGGCACAUGUCCCUCCGAAGAAAUCAAUGAUAUAGGAAUACUUUGGUCUUCUGAUGUCUGUGACUCAAGAGAGGAGUAUGGCACUCCUUACGAGUCAUUUAGAAAUUCAGCGGUCAAUUCUUGUCGUCUCGAGCCAUAUCUUGGGGAAGAGUAUGUUUCCCCUGAAAGUCGGCUUGAAAAUUUUGCUGGUGGCAUGGAGGGUAUUGCCGAUGCAAGAUAUAAUGUGUUGGACGGUGUUAUAGACAUUGCACAUACUGGGAAAAAUUCUAGCAUCUUAUUCCCUGCAACAGAAAUUGCCCUGAAUUUACAUUCCACUGGAGUUGGUGUUUCUUCAGAUUUAACUGAAAGAUUUCUAGAGCCACUCAAGUCUACACCUCCCAAACUUGAUGCUAACUUACUGAUUAAUACAAUCCAAUAUUUAUCAGAGUUGCUUCUGCAGAAUUAUUCAUUUGCUUUAGGUUCAAUGAGUGAGCAUGAAUAUGAUAAAGUUCUGAAUAUAAUCAAUAAACUUUAUGUUGUCAUCGGAAAUCAGGCUGGUGAAAGAGCUGUAAGGUCCGGACCAUGUCACAUGUGCACUUUACAUGGUAAGAGGCAAGUAGCUGAUAACCAUAAGAUUCAGGUCACCCGGAAGGACCCAAAAGUAGUUCAUUCGACAGAGCAUGAAAUGCCACCAGAAGCCUUAUUUUAUAGGAAACUAUGGCUCGAGGCUAAAACAGCUUUAUAUUAUCAAGAACAUGGCUUACACAUGAAACCGGAGCCAGAUAAGUGCUGAUCAAAAUAAAGGAUGUGUUCAAGCUGCUGUCACGGACUUGAAAGGUUCAAUAUCUGCGAGCAACCAGACUGAGUUCAAUAACCUUAAAAAGGUAAAGCCGCCAAAUCUUAAGUUGUAUGUGAACCAGAAAAGUUAGCUAAUGAAGCAUAAGGAAAGAACCUCAAGACUGUACCUAAAUCCGUGCAACUUUUGUAACAUACUUAAGAUCUUGAUUCUUUGUACAAAUAGUAAACUGGGUGUUCUAAUCGCAAUUGACCCAUUGCAUCUAAAAAGUAUUCUUACCUGGUGG
Molecule: messenger RNA, 2766 nt
Organism: Hibiscus syriacus
Lineage: Eukaryota; Viridiplantae; Streptophyta; Magnoliopsida; Malvales; Malvaceae
Exons: 5
Coding region: 126-2477 (783 amino acids)
Source: RefSeq, a predicted model, not a curated record